Messenger RNA from Blepharisma stoltei, 933 nucleotides. NCBI's taxonomy places the organism in Eukaryota, Ciliophora, Heterotrichea, Heterotrichida, Blepharismidae. The record is from the annotation of a GenBank genome assembly.
AUGCUAUCUAGAAAUAAGGAAAUUCCUUUUAGUAAGCUAGAUUGCUAUGUUGUCUUAAAAACAUUAGGGAAAGGAAUUACUUCUAAAGUAAAAUUAAUCCAAGAGCCGGCUUCAAAAAUCUUGUAUGCUGCCAAAAUGUUUAAAAUAGAUAAAAAAGAUACGCAUACUCGUGAGCAUGUCUUCACUGAAAUAGAGUGUUUAAAUAGAAUUUCUCAUAAGUAUGUUAUAAAAUAUAUCAAUUAUUGUGAAGUUGGGAUAUAUAGGAAAAAAAAUAAGACAAGCUAUAGAUGCCAGUUCAUUUUGAUGGAGUACUGCAUAAAUGGUGAAUUUUAUGAGCUAAUUAAUGAGGGUGGAAGCUUAGAUAUGGAUUUGUGCAGGUUUUAUUUUAGGCAGCUAAUAGAAGCUUUGGAAGCUUGCCAUAGGGUUGGUGUUUAUCAUGGAGAUCUUAAAUUGGAAAAUUUAUUGUUGGACAGUGAAUUUAAUUUGAAAUUAAUUGAUUUUGGCUCCUCGAAUUAUAUAAAUCUGAAAGAUGCUAUGGGAAUUCGAGGAACAGAAAAGUAUAUGCCACCAGAAAUAAGGCUAAAUUUGGAAUAUGAUCCUGAAAAAGUUGACGUAUUUGGAGCUGGAGUUAUACUGUUUACCAUGUUUGCUGGGACGCCCCCUUUUAACUAUGCUGAUGUCUCUGAUAAAUUUUAUCGGUGCCUAAUUGGAGAAGAGACUUCAAAAUUAUUUUGGAGAUAUUAUCAGAAAAAACAUGAAAAUAAAAACUUUACAGUAGAUUUAAUCAGUUUAAUUGAAAAAAUGCUUGCUUAUAGCCCACAAGAUAGGCCAAGCAUAGAUGAUAUCAAAAAGAAUACCUGGUUCAAUUUAAAUGUCCCUGCAAAAGAAGAAGUUAUUAGAAUGAUUUCAUAUCUUAAAUUUAAUACCCCAUAA